Gambusia affinis (western mosquitofish) is the source of this 4297-nucleotide messenger RNA. RefSeq names its product tec protein tyrosine kinase (gene tec). Lineage: Eukaryota; Metazoa; Chordata; Actinopteri; Cyprinodontiformes; Poeciliidae. The record is from RefSeq and is a predicted model, not a curated record. The coding region runs from base 379 to 2304 and encodes 641 amino acids. Gene Ontology annotation, molecular function: ATP binding; non-membrane spanning protein tyrosine kinase activity; protein binding. Gene Ontology annotation, biological process: adaptive immune response; T cell receptor signaling pathway; intracellular signal transduction. The transcript has 18 exons.
UGACUUCCUGGUAAAUUCAUAACGAACUUUCUUUUUUUACAGUAAAUCUCCAUUUUGUGUAAAUUUCACAUAUUUUCCAUUCAGCGUUCCGGUUUCACACCGUGACCUCUUUCCUUUUGAUCUCUGUGUGACUUUUCGGUGGCGCAUGUGAACAGGAGGAAGUUUUUAUGUUUUUCUUUCUUUCUUUUUUUGUGCGCUGCGCUGCGUUGCGUUGCGUGUCCGCCCCCUUCCCUCACUCUUCAUUUCCUCAUCCCUGCUGCUUUCACAUCAGGGCCAGAGGUUCGGCUGCGACCCGGAGCUUGACGCGUCAAGCCCAGCUCCGCCCCGUCGCGGCGCAGCGCCACGGACUGACGGACAGAUGCUGCAGGUGGAGCCAGAAUGAGUGCCGAUCCGCUACUGCAGGAGACGCUGAUCAAGCGUUCGCAGCAGAAGAAAAGGACGUCGCCGCUGAACUACAAGGAGCGAGUGUUUGUCCUCACCAAGACCAGGCUGACGUACUACGAAGGGAAACCAGAGAAGAAGUUCAAGAGGGGCUCUGUGGAGCUGAGCCGCAUCAAAUGUGUGGAAAUCGUGAAGAACGAAGGUGGGAUUAUCCCCUGCCAGAACAAAUACCCAUUCCAGGUUGUGUACGAUACCAACACGCUGUAUGUUUUCGCUCCCAGUCAGAAGAGCAGAACUCUGUGGGUCCUGAUGCUCAAACAUGAGAUCCAACACAACGCAGGCGUGCUGCCGAAGUUUCACCCCCAGUUCUGGCUGGAGGGCCUGUGGCUCUGCUGCCGCCAGGCAGGCAAACAGGCGCCGGGCUGCGAGGAGUACAACCUGUUAGGAGACAUUUCCAGAAAACCUUUGCCUCCGAUUCCUGAACAGGAAAACACGCGCCGGCGCCGGCCUCCUCCUGUCCCAGAGGACGAAGACGAGGAUGACGAGGAGGAGGAGGAGGGAGAGGAGGUGGUGGUGGUAGCCCUCUACGACUUCCCAGGGAUGGAGGCGCACGACCUGAAGCUGGUCCGCGGCAGAGAGUACGUCAUCCUGGAGAAAUGUGACGUCAACUGGUUCAGGGCGCGCAACGAGUACGGGGAGGAAGGCUACAUCCCGAGUAACUACGUGACAGAGAAAACAUCUGGGAACCUGGUGGAGUUUGCAUGGUACAGUAAAGGAGUAAACAGGAACAUGGCUGAGGAGCUGCUGAGGAAGGAGGACAAAGAAGGAGCCUUCGUUGUGAGAGACUCCAGCCAUCCGUCGACAUACACCGUCUCUCUUUACACCAAAGCAGGAUCCGGGGAAGGAGGUCCAACAAUUAAACAUUAUCACAUUAAAGAGACGCAAUGCACGCCCAAAAAGUUUUACCUGGCUGAGAAACACCAGUUCAACUCCAUCCCUGAACUCAUCGAGUACCACAGCCACAACGGAGCCGGUCUUGCAGCCAGGCUCAGAUAUCCUGUAGGAAAGCAGGACAAGUCAGGUCCGUCGACGGCGGGCUUCAGCUAUGAGAUGUGGGAGAUCAACCCGAGCGAGUUGACCUUCAUGAAGGAGCUGGGCAGCGGUCAGUACGGCCAAGUGAGGCUCGGCAUGUGGAGGUCACAGCACAAGGUGGCCAUCAAGGCCAUCAAGGAGGGCGCCAUGUUCGAGGAGGACUUCAUCGAAGAGGCCAAACUCAUGAUGAAGUUGUCCCAUCCCAAACUGGUGCAGCUGUAUGGCGUCUGCAGCCAGCAGAGGCCCAUCUACAUCGUCACAGAGUUCAUGCAGCAGGGCUGCCUGGUGAACUACCUGAGGCAGCGGCGCGGCAGCUUCAGCCUCGGGUCGCUGCUCGAUAUGUGCCUGGACGUCUGCGAGGGCAUGGAGUAUCUAGAGGCAAACAGCUUCAUCCACAGAGACCUGGCGGCCAGAAACUGCCUGAUGAACGAAGCUAUGGUGGUGAAGGUUUCUGACUUCGGCAUGGCCAGAUACGUCUUGGACAACCAGUACACCAGCACCAAAGGCGCCAAGUUUCCUGUGAAGUGGUCUCCGCCUGAGGUCUUUAACUAUUGCAAGUUCAGCAGCAAGUCGGACGUCUGGUCGUACGGUGUGCUGAUGUGGGAGGUUUUCACAGAGGGCCAAAUGCCGUUCGACCAAAGUCUCAAUCACCAAGUGGUUGCCAUGGUAACCAACGGCCACCGGCUGUUCCGGCCCAAGAUGGCCACGGCCGCCCUGUACGACAUCAUGCAGCUCUGUUGGAACAACAGACCUGAGGAUCGUCCAUCUUUCUCUCAGCUUUGCCUGAAGCUCUCAGACGUUUUGGAGGACGACGGUGUUUCUUCAUCCUGACCAUCCAGGCUCCUCCUCCUCCCUGCUGAAGACGCCCUGCUGUCGUAACCUUUCUAAAGGCUCUGUGGUUUAUAUAUUUAUAUUUUUAAACCACAAACAGAAGGACAGCAUUCUGCACAGUAACGCUGCUUAACGCGAUGAAACGUCGAGGAAUCGACCACAUCUGCUUAUCAGCUGCUGAACCCGAUUCAGGACGGCGAACGGGAACCGAGCGACGCUCAGUGACUCUGGAGGUUUAGUCCGGUGUCCCAACAUGCUGGGUGGAAAUAAAUAGUUGUCACUAAACUUCCUUCCUUCUACUUGUUGGAGUUCUUACUGAAAGUAAAGAAGCUCACAAGUCGAGGUGCGGUUUGACCGCAGCACAGACUGAUUUUUAUAUAAAACCAUCACUUAAGUGAAACCUAAAAAAACUAAUUUUUGCAUUUUUAACUAAAUGAAUUUUGUGGCCUGCCAGCAGUUUAAACUCUUCAGUUUUUGAUAUAAAAAAAGUUAGAACUUUUUAGACGUUUUUCUAAAGCGACAUAUUCUUGCUAAUCACACAUUGUUUCAACAUAUUGUGGUUUGUAACAUGUUUAUAACACAGUGUCAUAAACAAUAUAUUAACAAGAAGUUAUAAAGCAUCAAUAUGUUGCUUUACAUUGUUGCAUUAUAACACAUUUUUAACAUAGUUACAUUGUUUAUAACAGGUUAUACUGCAACAAUAUUGCUGUUAACAUUGUUUUACAGUAACAGUAUGUCGCUUGUUACAAUGUUGCUUUGUAAUGUGUUAUAACAUUGUAAUAACAUACUGUUUAGAACAAUAGAUUGUUGCUAUACAGCAGAAUAUCAACAAUGUUUUGUUACAAUAUGUAAAAAAACAAGUUUAACUUUUUAGACUUUUGUUAAAGUAACAUGUUGUUGCUAAUCACAAAUUGUUUCAGCAUAUUGUUUAUAACAUGGUUUUAAUGGCAUAACAGUUAUACUUUAUAACAACAACUUGUUAUAAACCAAAUAUGUAGCUGAUAACAUGUUAUUGUUCUCAACAAUAUGUAGUUAUAAAGCAACAUAAUGUUUUUAAGAGCCGUUUCCACAGUCAGUGAUGCUUUGGGCCUCCAUGUUCAUGCAAUAAUUCAUGCCUCAACCCAGUCCGGUUCCUUACUGUUCAACCCAGUCCGGUUCCUUACUGGUCAGUCCAGUCCGGUCCCUUACUGGUCUAUUUACACUGAAUGUAAAAUUAUGCUUUUAUUAUUUUUGGGCCAUAAAACCUCAAAACGAACAAAUAUAUUAUGGUACGAGUUUCUACUUUAUGAAAGUAUUUAACUGAAAUGAAUUAACUUUUUUAAACAGAUUCCCAAAGCAUUUCAGUGCGUUUAUCAUCGUUGCCAUGGUGACAGUGCCAGGUCGACCUCAGCGGUUAGACGUGGGUUAAAUCCAGACCGAUGAAACCAUCCGUUACCCAGACUGCAUAUAAAUACAAACUUUAUAUUUUCUGAGACCAGGUGUGUGUUGGGCCCAGACUGUUUGCUGGGCCGCAUUAUUAAUGACGUUCUGGUUACAGCGGUACCGGGGCGUGUGGUUCUCAACGGGCUGCACCAGAUCUACUACAUCAAGUUUGGUUGUUUAUGCUUCCUGCUGUCCUUUCAGAGUUUGAUUUUCUGUUUUGUUAGUCCGCCCAGGUUGGAUUGUUUGUCUUAGUGUUUGUGAGGGCGGGUUAACAGCCAUCCAGUUAUUUAGUUAUCCGUUUGUCUUUGGGUCACUUCCUGAAGACUCAGCCCAUGUCGCUGUUAAUCUUAAAUAUCUGAGACUCGAUCCUGUUUGGUGUGAUCUCCAGUUUGGAUUGCAUGUAAUCAUUUUGCAUCUUAGGUUUGCAGUGAGCAUUGCAGUGGUUUAUGUGGGUUUGUCCGCCUGAAGUGGUGUUUAAAUUCGGGUUGAACAUUAUCGGGUUGACAACGAAUGGAUAACGUUACCGGGAAACCUUCUUAUUUGUAUAACAAUAAAUAUUGUUAAUAAUUAA